Molecule: messenger RNA, 551 nt
Organism: Episyrphus balteatus (marmalade hoverfly)
Lineage: Eukaryota; Metazoa; Arthropoda; Insecta; Diptera; Syrphidae
Gene: Cpr66Cb
Product: larval cuticle protein A3A
Exons: 4
Coding region: 1-504 (167 amino acids)
Cellular component (GO): extracellular matrix
Source: RefSeq, a predicted model, not a curated record
AUGGUCAUUACUUUCCAUCACUCUGCUGCUGCUGCUGAUUUGAAAGUACUGCACUGCAUGGUGCUUUGCUUGCUGUAUUUCGUAUUUGCUUCAGCGCUGUGCUUAAGUCUUGCCUAUCCAUUGGAACACUACCCUUCAUAUGAUGGAGGUCAUGAAUACUCAGAGGGUAUUCAAGAAGAAAGUCACGACUACGGUCAUCCAAUUGCAAGAAUUUCCUUAGGCGAUCAUCAUUCAGCUGGUUAUGAACAUGAAGAGGAACAUGCUGUUGAUUAUUAUGCACCACCAAAAUACGCUUUCAAAUAUGGAGUAAAUGACUAUCACACCGGUGAUGUUAAGUCUCAGCAUGAAACUCGUGAUGGUGAUACUGUUAAGGGUCAAUAUUCCCUAGUUGAACCAGAUGGUUCAAUCCGUACCGUCGAUUACACCGCUGACAAACAUAAUGGAUUCAAUGCUGUCGUGCAUAAAACAGCUCCAGUUCACUCACACUCAUCAGAUCACUACUAAGAUGCUUGUAUAAACAAAUUAUAGAGACUCCUAGCCCCUUUAAACAA